Molecule: messenger RNA, 5193 nt
Organism: Rangifer tarandus platyrhynchus (Svalbard reindeer)
Lineage: Eukaryota; Metazoa; Chordata; Mammalia; Artiodactyla; Cervidae
Source: the annotation of a GenBank genome assembly
AUGAAUGUGCAGGCUUGCUCUAGGUGUGGGUACGGAGUGUACCCUGCUGAGAAGAUCAACUGUCUUGACCAGAUAUGGCACAAAGCUUGUUUUCACUGUGAAGUUUGCAAGAUGAUGCUAUCGGUGAAUAACUUUGUGAGUCACCAGAAAAAGCCAUACUGUCACGCCCAUAACCCCAAGAACAACACUUUUACAAGUGUCUAUUACACUCCAUUAAAUCUAAAUGUGAGGAAACCUCCAGAGGCCAUUUGUGGGAUCGAUGGCCAAGAGGAUGGUGAACGGUUUAAGUCAGUUUUUCACUGGGACAUGAAAUCCAAGGAUGAGGCUGCUGCACCUAACAGGCAACCACUGGUGGAUGAGAGAGCCUAUUGGAGUGGAUACAGGGAAGGGAAUGCCUGGUGCCCAGGAUCUCUGCCAGACCCUGAAAUCGUAAGGAUGGUGGAGGCACGAAAGUCACUGGGUGAGGAGUAUCCAGAAGACUAUGAGCAACAGAGAGGCAAAGGGAGUUUUCCAGCCAUGAUCACACCUGCUUAUCAAAGGGCCAAGAUCGCCAACCAGCUGGCCAGCCAAGUGGAGUACAAGAGAGGGCAUGAUGAGCGCAUCUCCAGGUUCAGCACGGUGGCGGAUACCCCCGAGCUGCUCCGGGCCAAGGCUGGUGGACAGCUUCAAAGUGAUGUGAGAUACACAGAGGCCUAUGAACAGCAGAGAGGGAAAGGCAGUUUUCCUGCUAUGAUCACACCUGCUUAUCAGAUAGCCAAAAGAGCCAACGAGCUGGCAAGUGAUGUGAGAUACCAUCAACAAUAUCAAAGAGAAAUGAAGGGAGUGGCUGGCCCUGCUGCUGGAGCGGAGGGCCCGUUGCCAAAGGAAUACAUGGACCAGUAUGGCCAGAGUUACUCGGAACAGUAUGGUGAGCACAGAGGAAAGGGUAGCUUCCCGGCCAUGAUCACCCCAGCUUAUCAGAACGCCAAGAAAGCCAACGAACUCGCUAGUGAUAUAAAAUACAGGCAGGACUUCAAUAAGAUGAAGGGCGCUGCGCAUUAUCAUUCCCUCCCAGCCCAGGACAACUUGGUUCUGAAGCGGGCUCAGAGUGUGAACAAGCUCGUGAGUGAGGUGGAGUAUAAGAAGGAUCUGGAAAGUAGUAAAGGUCAUAGUAUCAACUACUGUGAAACGCCUCAAUUCAGGAACGUGUGCAAGAUCUCAAAAUUCACCAGUGAUAAUAAAUAUAAAGAAAACUACCAGAACCGCAUGAGAGGCCACUAUGAAGGAGUUGGGAUGGACAAACGGAUGCUCCAUGCUCUGAAGGUUGGAAGCCUGGCAAGCAAUAUCGCCUACAAGGCUGAUUACAAACAUGAUAUUGUCGACUACAACUACCCGGCCACUCUUACCCCUUCCUAUCAAACAACAAUGAAACUGGUUCCCUUGAAAGAUGUCAACUACAGGCAAAGCAUCGACAAGCUGAAGUACAGCUCUGUGACCAACACACCUCAGAUUGUUCAAGCCAAAAUCAAUGCCCAGCAACUGAGUCAUGUGAAUUACCGUGCUGACUACGAGAAAAACAAGUUGAAUUACACGUUGCCCCAGGACGUACCUCAGCUGGUGAAGGCCAGAACCAAUGCAGAACUUUUUAGUGAGGUCAAGUACAGAGAAGGCUGGGAGAAGACAAAGGGGAAAGGAUUUGAGAUGAAGCUGGAUGCCAUGUCUCUGCUGGCUGCCAAAGCUUCCGGAGAGCUUGCGAGCAAUAUUAAAUACAAAGAGGAGUAUGAAAAAGCAAAAGGCAAAGUGCUGGGAACUACAGACUCGAGGCUGCUGCACUCGCUCCAGGUUGCCAAGAUGAGCAGUGAGGUUGAAUACAAGAAAGGCUUCGAAAAGAGUAAGACCCACUUUCACCUGCCCAUGGACAUGGUCAACAUCAGGCAUGCUAAGAAGGCUCAGGCUCUGGCCAGUGACCUGGACUACAGGAAAAAACUGCAUGAAUACACUGUGCUGCCCGAAGAUAUGAAGACUCGCUGGGCCAAGAAAGCCUACGGGCUCCAGAGCGAGCUGCAGUACAAGGCUGACCUGGCGUGGAUGAAAGGGGUUGGGUGGCUGACCGAGGGCAGUCUCAAUUUGGAACAGGCCAAGAAGGCCGGACAGCUGGUCAGCGAGAAAAACUACAGGCAGAGGGUAGAUGAGCUGAAGUUCACCAGUGUGGCCGACAGCUCCCAGAUGGAGCAUGCCAAGAAGAGCCAGGAACUGCAGAGCGGGGUGGCCUACAAGGCAGAGCACGAGCAGUCCGUCCAUCAGUACAGCAUUAGCAAAGACGAGCCUCUCUUCCUUCAGGCCCGAGCCAACGCUGCCAACCUCAGCGAGAAACUGUACAAGAGCAGCUGGGAAAACCAGAAGGCGAAAGCGUUUGAUCUGCGUCUUGACUCCUUGGCCUUCCUGGCAGCCAAAGCCAAGAGGGACCUGGCCAGUGAGGUGAAGUACAAAGAGGAUUAUGAAAAAUCCAGAGGGAAGCUCAUUGGAGCUCAGGGUGCCCAGGGGGAUUCGCAAAUGAGCCACUCGCUGCACAUGUCCAAGCUGCAGAGUGAACUGGAAUACAAGAAGGGCUUCGAGGACACCAAAUCCCAGUGCCACGUCCCCCUGGACAUGAUCCAUCUCGUGCAUGCCCGCAAGGCUCAGCACUUAGCCACAGACAUAGGCUACAAGACGGCAUCCCAUCACUUUACAGCUUUGCCCACAGACAUGAAGGUGGAAUGGGCCAAGAAGGCUUAUGGUUUACAGAGUGAUAACCAAUACAGGGCAGAUGUGAAGUGGAUGAAAGGGACGGGCUGGGUCGCCACCGGGUCAUUAAAUGUGGAGCAGGCGAAGAAGGCAGGAGAACUCAUUAGCGAGAAGAAGUACCGGCAGCAUCCAGAUGCUUUGAAGUUUACCAGUAUUAAAGACACUCCGGAGAUGGUCCAGGCCAGAAUUAGUUAUACCCAAGCAGUGGAUAGGUUAUACCGGGAACAAGGAGAAAACCUAAAGCAUCAUUACACGCAGACCGCCGACCUCCCUGAAGUCCUGCUGGCCAAGCUGAAUGCCAUGAAUAUCAGCGAGACACGUUAUAAGGAAUCCUGGAGCAAACUUCGAGACGGUGGCUAUAAACUGAGACUGGAUGCCAUUCCGUUCCAGGCAGCAAAGGCUUCUGGCGAAAUCAUAAGUGAUUACAAAUACAAAGAGGCAUUUGAGAAAAUGAAAGGGCAGAUGCUCGGCUCCCGGAGCUUGGAAGAUGAUAUCAGCCUUGCACAUUCAGUGUACGCGAGCUCUCUGCAGAGCCAAGUGAAUUACAAGAAAGACUUUGAACACUCAAAGGCACAGUUCCAUCUGCCGCUGGACAUGGUAACCCUGGUGCAUGCCAGGAAGGCUCAGACCCUGGCCAGCCACCAGGACUACAGACACCCGCUCCCCCAGCACACGUCCUUGGCCGAGGACCUGAGGCUCAGCUGUGCCAAGAGAGCUCACAAGUUGCAGAGUGAGAAUUUGUACCGGUCGGACCUGAACUUUAUGCGAGGUGUUGCCUGUGUCAUUCCAGGCACAUUAGAGAUUGAAGGGAGAAAGAGAGCAUCUGAACUCAUCAGUGAGAGUAAAUAUCGUCAGCAUCCCCAGUCGCUCAAGUACACAGCCGUGACAGACACACCCAGCCUCACUCAUGCAAAGCUCAGCAGCCAGAUUACAAACGAGCGCCUCUAUAAAGCAGCAGGAGAAGAUGUGAGACACCAGUACACCAUGACCCUGGAUCUGCCUGAGUUUGUCCGAGCGAAAACAAACGCGGCCAAUCUGAGUGACGCAAAAUACAAGGAGUCUUGGAGGAAUCUCCAUGCUCAAGGCUACAAGCUGACAAUAGAUGCUCUGCCCUUCCAGGCAGCUCGAGUCUCUGGAGACAUAGCCAGUGAUUUUCUCUACAGACAUGACUUUGUGAAGGAGCGAGGACGGCUGAUCGGGGCCCAGAGCGUGAGUGACGACCCCCGGCUCCAGCACUGCCAGCGGAUGGGCCAGCUGCAGAGCGAGCUUCAGUACAGGAGGCAGGCGGCGGGUAGCAGCGCCCGGUGCCACCUGCCCAUGGACAUGCUGCCGCUGGUCCACGCCAGGAAGGCCCAGGCCCUGGCCAGUGACCUCGACUACAGGACGCGCUGCCACGCGUUCACGGCGCUGCCCGAGGACCUGAAGAUGGCCUGGGCUAAGAAGGCUCAUGCGCUGCAGAGUGAGUUGCGCUACAAGUCGGACCUGAUGGGCAUGAAGGGUAUAGGAUGGCUGGCGCUGAGUUCCCCACAGAUAGAAAGUGCAAAGAAAGCCGGAGAGCUCAUCAGUGAGACCAAAUACCGUAAAAAACCAGACACCAUCAAGUUUACCACAGUGGUUGACUCCCCGGACCUAGUUCAUGCCAAGAACAGCUACAUGCAUUGCAAUGAGCGCCUGUACAGGUUGGGGGAUGCUGAAUCCCGACACAGGUACACCCUGGUGCCCGACCACCCCGAUUUCACCAGAGCCCGCCUCAACGCCCUGCAUCUGAGUGACAAAGUCUACAGACACUCCUGGGAGCAGACCCGGGCUGGCGGCUACGACUUCAGGCUGGAUGCCAUCCCAUUCCAGACGGCACGGGCAUCGAGGGAGAUUGCCAGUGACUUCCGGUACAAAGAGGCCUUCCUGCGGGACCGGGGCCUGCAGAUUGGGUACCGCAGCAUCCACGACGACCCAAGGAUGAAGCAUUUCCUCAGCGUCGGCAGACUCCAGAGUGACAACGAGUACAAGAAGGACUUCGCCAAGAGUCGGUCCCAGUUCCACAGCCGCCCAGACCAGCCCGGCUUCCUCCAGGCCAAGAGGAGCCAGCAGCUGGCCAGCGACGUGCACUACAGGCAGCCCCUGCCCCAGCCCACCUGCGACCCGGAGCAGCUGGGCCUGAAACACGCGCAGAAGGCUCACCGGCUGCAGAGCGAUGUCAAGUACAAAUCUGACUUGAACCUGACCAGAGGUAUUGGCUGGACACCUCCUGGCUCCUACAAAGUGGAAAUGGCUCGGCGGGCUGCAGAACUGGCCAACGCGAGGGGCCUGGGUCUCCGAGGGGCUUAUGGGGUGCCGGAGGCUGUGGAGACCGGAGAUGAUCAGAGGGGGGUUGUAAACCCAGAUGCCACCGAGAUUCUGCACGUCAAAAGGAGGAAGGCCCCCCCGUUCUGA